UAUCGGAAGAAGAGAUCGCGAAAGAAAUCAAAGAAAGAAAGAAAAACGAGCCGCAACGUCUAACGGAAGAGACGAUAGCAGGGAUGGACAUCGGAGAUGGAAAUUUGACCCCACAAGAGCGAGAACGUGUGAUAGAAAUCCUGAAGACAUGUAAUAAGGCCAUAGCUUUCAGCGACGCGGAGCGGGGUAGGAUUGAUCCUCGAUACGCUAAGCCAGCUAGAAUUUAUACGAUUCCACAUGUUCCUUGGAAUGAUGCGGGAUGGAAAUACGCCCAGAAGGAGAAGGAAGAAGUUAUUGCUUUCCUGAAAGAAAAGAUGAUUUCCCACGUUGCGGAGCUGUCUGAUAGCGCUUAUGCUAAUCGAUGGUUCUUCCUACGGAAACCGAAUGGCAAGAUCCGAUGGAUCCAGGACCUUCAGAAGGUCAAUGCGGUGACGAUACAAGACGUGGGCUCCGUGCCGCAUGCCGAUUUACUAGCAGAAGGCGCGGCAGGUAGGUCGAUCUAUUCGGUCUGUGAUCUGUUCUCAAGCUAUGAUGAGGUACCACUUGACCCUAGGGACAGACACCUCACGGCUAUGCAUACGCCAUUGGGACUAAUUCAAAUGAUGGUUGUCCCUAUGGGUUGGACUAAUGGGGUAGCCGUUUUUCAGAGAGCCAUGGUAGCCGUCCUCAAGGACUUCAUCCCCGAUAAGGUUGAAGUUUUUCUGGAUGACUUUCCUAUAAAAGGGCCAGUAGACAGGGAUGAGACAGAGGUUAUACCUGGAGUUAGAAGAUUCGUCGAGCAGCACCUAACAGACAUUUGCGCGGUACUCGAGCAGCUGGACGAUGCGAAUUUGAGAGUCAGCAGAACCAAGAGUCGAUGGGCCGUCUCGACUAUUAAGAUCUUGGGCUUUAUAUGUGACUCGAGAGGACGCCGAGMAGACCCGGCGAAGUUAGACARACUCCKRAACUGSCCGUCACCGUUACAUAGCCCAACCGAGGUCCGACAGUUUCUGGGAGUGGUCGGUUACUGGCGUAUAUUCAUACGGGGGUAUGCGGAGAAGGCUGAGCCAUUGAGGUUACUCCUUCGAAAGACUGAAAAAUUMUACUGGGAUUCUUCGCARGAACUCGCAAUGCAAGAACUUAAAGACGAAUUUAAGGAGGGAGGCCGCGUGUUGGKCGUCCCAUUCUUUGACGAUGAGACCGAGAGACCCUUCAUAGWAUCCACGGAUGYUGGGCCGUGUUCAGUSGGUGGUUUGCUGUCUCAGAAGGACGCUGGAGGGAAGGAAAGACCGUUAAGAUUUGAGAGUAGGACACUUAAUACGGCCGAGCGUAACUACGKUCAAUUCAAGAAGGAAGUGUUAGYUGUUCUYYGGUGUCUAGAUACGUUCAGACACUWUAUCUWUGGGCGACGGUUCAUCUUGAGAGUAGACYYCACCGCGGUUGCCUCURUCCUCCARAAGGACUUYAGUCUGACGGACCCGACCAUCGCCCGAUGGUUAAUACGGAUUCGGCUAUACGAAUACACGGUUGAGAGAGUAUCUGGUACUAAAAAUGUCGUGGCAGAUGGACUAUCACGCAUCCCUCUCGAGCGUCCGAUAGUAGCUGGGGCUCUGACAAUGGCAGAGCCGAGGCGCGCCGAGAGAUUUCUAGUUAAUCUUUACGAGGGCAAGUACCGAAUGAUCGGACUACACCUGACGGGAGAGGAGAGUCAAGAUUCAGAWAUCCGGAGGCAAGCAGCCCAGUACUGCCUUAGAGCGGGCCACCUUUUCCGAAGGCCAGUAGGGUCGGGAAUGCCCUUACGAGUAGUCUGUGAUCCUGAGGAGAGACAGACGAUAGUUGCGGAACUACACGACGGGGUAGUCGGAGGACACAGGGGAGUUAAAGAAACCUACGAAAAGAUACGCCGGCUGUACUGGUGGGAAGGACAGUAUAAGGACGUCGAGAGGUAUUGUAUGACAUGCGAAGAGUGCCAGAAAAGAACUCUUGUGAAAUACAAAGAGCCACUUCACCCAUCCUACCCGACUAGACCAGGGGAGAAGGUACACAUUGAUAUAGUGAAGAUGCCGAAAGGGGUAGGCAAUAUGAACUACGUCGUGAACAUACGAGACGAUUUCACUGGAUUCGUGGACGGUAGACCUAUCAGGAGUAAAGCAGCAAAGGAAGUCAAGAGCUUUGUCCUAGAAUACUUAUCUAGGUAUGAUUGUGUCGGCAAGAUAGUGAUGGAUAGAGGGGCGGAAUUCCUAGCCGACGAGGUCCAGAGCGUGUUUAGGAGAGCCGGUGCGAGAGUUUCGAUAGCCACCGCCUAUCACCCACAGUCGAACUCCCCAGUAGAGAGGGGACACCAGACUCUGAUAGCGUCACUGUCCAAGUGGUGCAAGGGUAAAGACAGUGAUUGGCCACGAUAUUUUCGAUACGCGAUAUGGGCGGACAACGUCAUGGUCCGGGCUAGUACCGGAUACCCACCAUACACCUUGUGGUUUGGACGACAUUGUCCGCUUCCCAUAGAGUUUCACGUCGACAGUUGGACAACCGUCGACUGGGCAGAGGAGAUGUCCAGAGAGGAAUUCUUAGCUGCUCGAACAAGACAGAUAGCCUACGGGUUGGAAGAUAACCUUAUGACAGCAGCCGAUCGUCUGGCAGUGGAAAGGGACAAGGGUAAAGAGAGAUGGGAUAAGAACGUGCGGAUCAGGAAGGAGAGGGUGAGUGUAGGAGACAUGGUCCUCCUCUACGAUGCAGCGCUGGAGAGAACCUGGACCGGAAAGCUUGCCAAUAGAUGGAUGGGACCUUACAGAGUGGUUGAGACACUUGACUGGAUGCAUAUAUGAUAGGAGAACUAAACGGAUCUAAGUGGAAGGACCCAGUGGUGGGGGCUAGGUUAAAGCUGUUUAGG
Messenger RNA from Chara braunii, 2869 nucleotides. NCBI's taxonomy places the organism in Eukaryota, Viridiplantae, Streptophyta, Charophyceae, Charales, Characeae. The record is from the annotation of a GenBank genome assembly.